AUGAACAAUGGUCAGAAAGAAGAUAAUACAAUCAAUAACAACACCUUAAACAAUGUAAAUAAUAAUAAUAAAAGUAAUAGCAUCUUUGAUGAUCAAGAUGAAUCGACGACGACUACAACGACAACAACAACUAAUAGUAAUAGUAAUAGUUAUAGUAACGGCAAUAUACAAUUAAAUGAUCAAACAAUGAAUUUGAUCACAGAUCAAUUACUAGCACUUCAUCAAAUACAAAUAGACAAGUUGAAUCAAAAGUAUCAAACUUUACUUGAACUGCACAUCAAAGAACUUGAAAGUAAAUUUGAUCAACGUAUCAAUGAAACAAUAGAAUCUUUUAAUAAUAAUAAUAAUAAUAAUAAUAAUGUAAAUAGUAUAAUAUCAUCACAACCAUCAAGUGCAUUUUCACUAUUUGGUGAUUCUCUUUCAAAAUUAAAGAGAAAGUUGAUUAUAAAUGAUGAACAAGAUAAACAAGUAUUGAUAAAGAAAUUAAAAUCGAUAUUUGAAAGAGAAUUCCCUCAAGAGAUUAAAACUAAAGAGACAGAGUUGGUAGAGAUUGAUACGAGAAUACUUAAAGUAAAAGAAAUGUUGAAUCAAAUGAAGGCAUCUCGAACCUCUAAACAAAAAACACAAAGAUCAACUAUACUUUUGGAUCAUCCUCCUUCUCCUUCUUCUAAAAAGGAUAAAUCUUUAUCGUCGACAAAAUCAACUGGUUCCUCUACUUCUACGACGACGACUACGACCUCCUCUUCUUCACAAGCAACAAAAACAUCAACCAAACAUAAACCAUCAUCGUCGUCGACGACAACUGAUGGAUCUGGAUCUUCUUCUGGAUCUUCAUUUACAAUGCCAAUAACAUCAAUUCCACUACCUCCACCACCAGCAACCAUUGAAACUAAAUUGUAUUACAAAAAGUUGAAUGGAAAAUAUGUAUUGCUAACCUGUCCAUCAUGCGGAAGACAGGAAUUUGUAAACUCUACUGGAUUUUUAAAUCAUUGUAGAAUUAGACACAAGCUGACUCUUGCCAGUAUUGAAGAGGCAGCAGAGAUUUGUGGUGGCAAAGAAAUGAAUGAAAGCGAUGUUCCUCCUCAAUUCCAACAAAAACUUGGAACUUUUCAAUCGGCAUCGAUAAAGGAAUUCAUUGCUACUGUUGCUCAAUCAAAAGAAAAUGUAGAAACUAUCAAUAAUAAUAAUAAUAAUAAUAAUAUUGGUGGAACAACUGUAAAUAUGACGACUCCAACUACAUCACCAACAACAACGACGACAACAACAUCACCAACUAUCACUACAUCAUUGGUUAGUGAUAGUGUAUUAUUAGAUCCAAUGAAUAUAGAUAGCGCAUCUAGACCUGUACAUCCAAAAAUCGACGAAUCACCUUCAAGAUUCUAUAUCAGAAAGAGAAUCAUUGCUGGUAACACUUGCAUGCAAUUACCACCAAAUCAAAAAUCAACUGGACAUACUCAUAAAUGGAUGGUUUAUGUUAGAGGUAUUGAUGGUGAUGAUAUUUCAACAUUUAUAAAAAAGAUUAGAUUUUUUCUUCAUCAUGAUUAUGCACCAAAUGAUACAAUUGAUAUUGAACAUCCACCAUUUCACCUUACUCGAUGGGGAUGGGGAGAAUUUCCAAUUAGAAUCAAAUUAUUUUUUCACGACAAUCGAAACAAACCAAUCGAUAUUAUUCACAAUCUAAAAUUAAAUCAGCUGCCAGUUCAACCAGAUGUCAUUACACUGGGUGGUGAAACUGCAAUUGAUAUUGAUCUAGAUAGACUCUUUUUCGAUGUAAAGGAAAUGGAAAAGGAAAAAGAAGCUGAAAAACAAAGAGAAAAAUUAAAACCUCCUCCAGAACCAAUCAUCAAACCAGAAGAUCUAACUUUAAAAUCACCAAUAGUAACUCAAUAUUUAACAACACUGGCUAAAAAAUAUACAAUCGUUAUACCAGAUGAAAAAGAAAAAGAAAAGGAAAAAGAAAAAGAAAAAGAAAAGGAAAAGGAAAAGGAAAAGGAAAAGGAAAAGGAAAAGGAUUCAACGACAACAACCCCCUCAUCUUCCACUACUACUACUACUACUACUAUUGAAGAAAAAGAAUUGUAUCGUAAAGCAACAACAAGAACAGAAUGGAUGAAAUGGAAUGAAGGAAAACAAAGAUUAACAGAAUUUAGGAGAUCAAAAUUUAUUGGUAAAUUAUUAAAUUUGAAAUUUGGAACAAAAUUCAAGACUAUAGAAAUCAAGAGAUGGUGUAGAGAACAUGAAUUGACACCAUUGACAAAUCAACAAAAGGCAGAAUUACUUAUUAUUAAAGGAUUGCGAACACUGAGUAAAAAGGAUAAAAAGAUUGAUGGAGAUGGUGAUACUAGUAUGACUGAUGAUAUCGACAAUGAAAAUGGUGGCAACAAAAAAGAUGGAACAGAGGAGCUACCAGAAACUGGUGGUAUCACUGAAGACGAGGAGGAAAAGCGAAGAAAAGAAGAGGAGAAAAAGAAAAAAGAAGAGGCAGAAGCAAAAGCCAAAGCAGACAAGGAAGCAAAGGAAGCCGCAGAGAAAAAGGCAAUCGCCGAAGCAAGAGCUGCUGCUGCAAAAGCAAAAGCUGCUGCCAAAGCAAAAAUCAAAAAGGAAAAGGAACAUGUUCCCCAAGAACAACAUGCACCUAUUGUCCUACCAGAAUGGACAUUAUCUUUAUUUUCUCCUUCAUCUGCAAUGGCAAAAGAUCCAAUUUUAGCUCCCUUAUCAGGUUCUUCUUAUAAUCAAAAUAAUCAUACAAUACCAACAACUGCUGCAACUCCUUUUUCAACAAUAACAACAACUUCAACUACAACAGGUGGAGGAACUACUAUCAAUAACAAUAAUGAACUUGUACCAUUCAACUCAUCAACAGUAUUACCUUCUUCCUCUGGUAUCAAUAAUAAUUAUAAUAAUAAUUAUAAUAAUAAUUAUCAAAAUAAUACACUUCAUCAUCAUCAUCAAUAUAAUAAUCAAACAGCAAUUGUACCAACUACUACAGUUAAAAAGACACUUGGUAUCUAUCCACUGUUCUAUUGUAAAUAUUGUGGAUGUGGACAUCAACCAGAUACAUUUGAUGCCAAACAAAGACAAUGUGGUCUAAAUGCCAUUGUCUCUUCCUAUACAACACUAAACAGCUCAUUCCCACAGGUCAAGAUUUCAUAUGGAGAAAACUUUGAUCCAGAUUCUAAACAACCAAGGGAUGAUGCUGUCAGUCCAAUGACACUCCUCAACCAACAAACCUUUUCAAACCCAUCCACCUUUCCAAUCGAUUUUAUUCGAAAUAUUACAAAGAUGAUCAAUAUUAAAUUGGAAGAUCAAUCUUUUGGUGCUGAAGAAAUGUUAUAUAUGGCAACAAUUAAAUUUAUGAGAGAGAUUGUAAUGGAAACAUUUGAACAAUAUAGUAAAGAAAGAGAAAAAGAGGAAGAUGAAGUUAUCAAGGUGGUUGUACCAUUUCACCUGCAUUCAGCACUUAGAACAAAUACUCUUUACAACUUUUUAAAUAAUUGUUGUUUAUAUAACAAUAAAUAA
Molecule: messenger RNA, 3519 nt
Organism: Cavenderia fasciculata
Lineage: Eukaryota; Evosea; Eumycetozoa; Acytosteliales; Cavenderiaceae
Product: YEATS family protein
Exons: 5
Coding region: 1-3519 (1172 amino acids)
Biological process (GO): regulation of transcription by RNA polymerase II; chromatin remodeling
Cellular component (GO): NuA4 histone acetyltransferase complex
Molecular function (GO): histone binding
Source: RefSeq, a predicted model, not a curated record